AUGGCAACAUUGUGUAAACCAGAUGGUGGAGUUAACUGGUUUUACAUUAUCGGUGUUUAUCGUUGUCUCUCGCACGUCUGUUUUCGUAAAUAUUACUAUUUCUCCCAGUCGAAGGGUGGCGACUCCCAGAAGAGCACGACGAUCAAGGAAGCCAUCAGGCAAUGGGAGGAGGCGACGGGGGAGAAGGCGGCGGAGGCGAAGGAGGUGAAGCUCAUAGGACAGUAUCCUCCGAUCGAGAAGCUCGACUCAGCCCUGCAGAACCUCGUCAACUGCGAGAAAUUGUCUCUGUCGACCAACAUGAUCGAGAAACUCAAUCAUCUGAACAACCUUCGGUGCCUCAGGAUUCUCAGCCUAGGCAGAAACAACAUCAAGAGCCUGGCUGGCCUGGAGGUGUUGGCGGAGACGUUGGAGCAGCUCUGGAUCUCUUACAAUCUCAUAGAGAAGUUGAAGGGUAUAGGUCUCCUGAAAAAGAUCAAGGUCCUCUACAUCUCCAAUAACCUGGUCAAGGACUGGUCCGAGUUCAUGAAGUUGACUGAAGUCCUGACGCUGGAGGAACUUAACUUUGUCGGAAACCCUCUAGAGGAAAAGCACUCGGGUGAGGGAACGUGGCGUGCGGAGGUCGAGAAGAAGAUAACAUGGCUGAAGAAACUGGACGGGCUGCCCAUCAUCCGAGACCUGGACGACGAAGCCAUCAUUGAGCAGCAGCAACAACAGCAGGAGGAGGAGAACCGCAGGGGCUCCGUCGCGGCUCCGACACCCACGUGAGACUAGGGAGUCGCGACAGGGCAUUAGGUCGACGCUGGUGGUGCCGUUGUUGGUGGUGGCUGUAGGCCUAGGGCGAUAUGUCGUCUAAGCGAGUGUUCGUCGAUAUAAGUUUUGUCUCAUUUUAGCUUCCUGGACAAGAAAACUGUUGAGGUGGUUUUGUCAUUCUGUCCACACUUUUUUUCUCUCCGCCCUUUUUCUGUCCACACUUUCUUCUGUCUGCACCCUAUUCUGUCCGCACUUUUUUUCUGUCCACACUUUAUUCUGUCCGUAGUUUUUUCUGUCCACACUUUUUCUGUCUACACUUUUUCUGUCAGCACUUUUUCUCUCCGCACUUUCUUCUGUCCAUACUUUUUUCUGUCUACACUUUUUCGGUCUGUACUUUAUUCUGUCCACACUUUUUUUCUGUCCACCCUCAGAUCUUAAAAACUACCAAGGCUAGAGGGCUGCAAAUUGGUAUGUUGAUCGUCCACCUUCCAAUCAUCAAGCGUACCAAAUUGCAGUCAUCUAGCCUCAUCAGUAGUUUUUUUUUUUUUCUUUUAUCUUAUUCAAAGUUAAGGUUAGCCACGAUCGUGCAUCUGGGAAUGAUAUAGGACAAGCCACCACCGGACUGCAGUUUAAACUUAUGGGCGGCUUCAAAAAAUGGUGGUGGCUCCAAGCUGAUACUUCUAUGGAGUAUUUAAGUUUUGCCUGAAAAGAAUUAAUAAAAAUAAAUAAAAUUAUAUA
Messenger RNA from Macrobrachium nipponense, 1488 nucleotides. It is a transcript of the gene ODA-Dnal1, whose product is annotated as dynein axonemal light chain 1-like. Gene Ontology annotation, biological process: outer dynein arm assembly. Gene Ontology annotation, cellular component: cytoplasm. The record is from RefSeq and is a predicted model, not a curated record. Lineage: Eukaryota; Metazoa; Arthropoda; Malacostraca; Decapoda; Palaemonidae. The transcript has 6 exons. Gene Ontology annotation, molecular function: dynein heavy chain binding; alpha-tubulin binding. Bases 1 to 765 code for a protein of 254 amino acids.